AUGGCGGAUCACGACGACCCGACGACGGUCCGCCGCAAUGAUGUGCAUCAGGAGGAUGGCGCGGCGGAGGACCGCCUAACUUCCCUCCCCGAAGACCUCCUCUUCUCCGUCGUCUCCUUCCUCCCCAUCAAGCAGUGCGUCGCGCUCUCGGCCCUCUGUUCCCACUUCCGCCGCCGCGUCCCCUCCCUCACCCCCCGACUCGACACCUUCCACCUCUACGUCGUCGACAAUGUCAUCUCCCAACAGCCCACCUUCCCACGCGCCCUGAUCCGCCAAUGCCACAUCCACUUCCGCGAUGCCGCCUAUUUAUUCGAACGGCUCCGGCGGUUGCUCGUCAAGGACCUCGUCGAGGCGGGCAUCCAAGAUCUCACCCUCGAAGUCUCCGGAGAGGGAUGGAUGAUUGUCAACAUCAGGAAAAAUGGCGGCUUAUUCAGCAUCAAGUCACUGAGGAGUCUCUCCUUGCACAGAAUCUCGGUCCUGGAUAAUUUUCAUGGCCGCCGCCCUCCGCCCAUUGCCUGCGCUCUUCUCACCUCCCCCAAAAUGGAAGAUUGCAUCCUUCUCUGGGAUGAUUUCAUGCGAGCCUUCCUUGCUUCCUGCCCUUUCCUUGAGACUCUGCAUUUCAUCCGUUGCUUCAGGUACCGCACGAACAAACUAAGACCAUCUCCAACCACAAACUCUAUUUUGGUGCACUUUCAACACCAAUUUGGUGUCAUUUGA
Zingiber officinale is the source of this 717-nucleotide messenger RNA. Its product is annotated as F-box/LRR-repeat protein At3g26922-like. Gene Ontology annotation, molecular function: protein binding. Bases 1 to 717 code for a protein of 238 amino acids. The record is from RefSeq and is a predicted model, not a curated record. The transcript has a single exon. NCBI's taxonomy places the organism in Eukaryota, Viridiplantae, Streptophyta, Magnoliopsida, Zingiberales, Zingiberaceae.